Penicillium daleae is the source of this 2019-nucleotide messenger RNA. RefSeq names its product C2H2-type zinc finger protein. The record is from RefSeq and is a predicted model, not a curated record. The transcript has 2 exons. Gene Ontology annotation, biological process: regulation of transcription by RNA polymerase II. Lineage: Eukaryota; Fungi; Ascomycota; Eurotiomycetes; Eurotiales; Aspergillaceae. Gene Ontology annotation, molecular function: DNA-binding transcription factor activity, RNA polymerase II-specific; RNA polymerase II cis-regulatory region sequence-specific DNA binding. The coding region runs from base 1 to 2019 and encodes 672 amino acids.
AUGGCCUCUUUUCUUCCCGUCAACACCUCGGCCGCGACCGAUGACCACGCCAUGGACGGUGCGACCACCCCCCGUGCGAACCCCAACGGCGUGUCGGCCUCCUCAGAUCGAUCCUCCCCCGCGGACCAACACCCCGAUACCGCUGCAAAGUCAAGUCGAGGAGAUGAUCCUACGCAGGCAACAGUGUCCGGACAUUCUCGAACGGCCUCGACCAUAUCAGAUGAUGCGAUGAAUGUCGACUCGGAUGGAGAACGUGAUGGAUCCGACCAAGAGCCCGAACCGGGCGGCGCACCCCCGUCGAAAAAGAAGAAGGGACAACGGUUUUUCUGCACCGAUUUCCCACCUUGCAACCUGAGCUUCACACGCAGCGAGCACCUGGCGCGACAUAUUCGAAAGCAUACCGGCGAGCGGCCCUUUCAAUGUCACUGUUCCCGACGAUUCUCGCGACUGGAUAAUUUACGACAACAUGCCCAGACGGUACAUGUCAAUGAGGAGAUUCCGGGAGAUUCAUUGGCGGCCACAGGCACUCGGUUCCAACGCCAGGUGCGGACGGAUCGAGUGCGCCCGACUGGCCGGGCUCGCGCUGGGACGGGAGGUAGUCAGGGUGCUCACAGCCGUGGUCAUAGCAGGAAUUUGUCGACUUCCAGUAUCGCAUCUACGACGUCCACCUUUAGUCAACCUCCAGAGCUUCGGCGACGACCCCCGCCGCUGAUCAUGGCCAACGAUCCCACCAGCCGCGCACGCUUAGGACUGGAUCCGAUGGGAGAGCCCCCGAGCACACCUCCAGGCCAGAUUCGUGGUAUUCCUGGUCUCUCAGCGGGCGGGUCGCCUUACACGCCGUCCAACGUUUACGCUGGUGGCCCGACUGCCAGCCCCCAAUAUACAUCCCCCAUGGCCUCCGCCACGCAUCGCUUCUGGGAGGGCAAGACCGCCGCUCGCCGACUGUCCGUACCUACCAGUAGCAACCCAUUUCUCGCACAGCCUGGCGGUGCAUAUCCCCCACCAUAUGGCUCGCCCGCCGCCCCUCCCUAUCCGAAUGCCGCCGGUGUCUUUGCGAGCCCAACUAGUACAAACUACCCUGCAUCUCGGGAUGAGAGUACCCUCAGCCCCGCCGAGGCCGAAAUGCGAAGGCGAACAUGGCAUCCCUCGACAUACCCCGUCUUUAGCCGGCCAUCUACUAGCGGUUUGAGCCAGUAUCACACACCCGAUACUGUCCAGGGACCACCUCUGGGAGGAGCCAAUUCGGCAGAGCAACCGCCUCGGCUACCCGGAAUCGAGAGCUUCGACAAAGUCGUGUCUCAGCACCGACCUCUGACUCCGCCUACCCGCAAGGCGAGCCCGAUGCAGAUUGACAGCCAGCACCGACCUCCUCCACCUCCUCCAACCCAUAGCUUUGCCUCUGGCUACAACUACGGGGCUCCGUCAGUGCGCCCAGCACCUCCAAUCUCCGGCCCUGGCCACCGCCGCGGUCAUGUAUCGUGGGACAUGUCCUUGCACCACAAUCUCACUGGACUUGAUAUUCGAGACCGACGAGCAUCUCGAGAUGCUAGCUCGUGGAGUCAGCAGACCAUUGCCGAGCUCCAGAACGUGUCUUCCCGGCCUUCGUCCUCGUAUCAGCCAACAUUCCCGCCUACAGCGGAGCGCAGUCCAGAAGAGCACCGGGGUCACACAUCCAAUCUGUCAACGAGCAGUCGCCCGGCACAGACAUCUCCCGAAGACUCCAGCAGCAGCGAGGGGGUCCACACUCCAUCCACGGCCUCGGUCGAGUACCACCCAGCCAUUGUGCAUAGCAGCGGAUAUAUUGAAGCGCACGACUCGUCGUUACCAUCCGAUCACCCUCAACCGAUCUGUGGGCGACAGGCCGCUCACGCCGACGGCUACCCGGGUCACGCCGAGCGAGAGCCCCGACCCGACGUCUUUUCAGACUCGUCUGCACGAGAUAACGGUAUGGGCCGACUCGAGGCCUUGGUUGCCGUCGCAACGAGUGAGAACAAAGGUGCCACCAGAUUGUUCUUGUAA